CAAGUAAUUUCAGAGUAAAAAUCCCUAAAUACAUGUAUGAACUCACACCCACUACAACGGUUGCAUUUAGUUUUGUUUUUCUGUAUUUUGGGGGUUUCAUCUUACUGGGCUUUCAUACCAAGCAUACAAAAAUAAGAUUAUUAUUUUCCAACAGUGGAUUGGGGAUAUUAUGUGCCUUCUUGAGUUUGGAAGCAAAAACGUUUAAUUUUGUGGAACCUAAUUAUGCACCCAAACAGUAUAAUCAUACAUGUCACAGGCAAAUAUUGAGAAGAUAUGGAUGACUUAAGGUUCUCAUUUUCUAAAUUCUGGCACAAAUUAGGUGCAGAAGGCUUCUUGGUGUGAUGUUAAAACAUAAAAGCAUCAGCAUGACACAUUAAUCUUGUAAUCUGAGUCUGGUUAGACUUGAAAAUGUUGUCAUACUCUGUAUGAAAGCCCAGUGAUCAAUAAAUCUGACAUUUUCAUUGAUUUAGCACCUUUACACUGGUGCACAACAGCAAAUGAACAGCUGUGGCUGACUUGACUGUUUGUGGUGCAGCCAGUGUAAACAAGGUGUCCUGAGUCCCAUGUUAUUAAAUCAUUGCCCGAUCACCAACAUUAAUCAAAACCAAAAGAAUUAUAUAAAAAAAUAUUUGGUAUAAAAAUAUCUAAUGAGUACCAUUUUUGGUAAUAAUGGUUCAGUUUACCUGUUUUUUUUUUGUUGUUUUUUUUAAAACAUUUAUCAGAGUCAUUUACCACAAAUCUCUCUCACACACACACACACACACACACCAGUACUGCAGGAGUAAGUCAGCAUGACUAGUGAGGGGAGAUCUAAUCUAUGAUCAAAGAAGGGGGGUACACUUUUUUUUCCUUUUUCUUUUUCCAGCUGCAGUCUAUCAUAAUUGGCCACCACACUACAGCUACCUACUAAGCUAACUUACACGAUUUCGUCAAUGGGAACAUGUUGUGAGGCCAAACUUCAGAUUGCUGACGGCGCUAAAGACAUCAAGUCAAGAAGAAUAUGGUGUCAACUUCAGCUCGCUGAAAGGACCUAACUGUGAUUAGGGUACCUCAGGGGACCCAGACUGGGAUGCCACGGAGAUGUUGAACACAUGUUAUGGCGGAGCACAACUUUUCUAACUUCUCUUGACCAUUGCGAGCACUUGGCGAUACUAAUGGAGCACCUCCAGGGAGCAUGGAAGACCCUGAGCAACGGCUUUGGAAUGAAGGACUCUUCGUACGAUGGCCCGUGCCUUUCCCCAACCAUGGUCCAGAGUUUUACCUGCCAGCGUCGCUCCUCAGACGACGGCAAGAUGCCCGACUCCAAGACGAGCAGCACUAUCCGUGUCUACCUCCCAAACCAGCAGCGCACUGUGGUAAAUGUGCGACCAGGUAUGACUCUGUACAGUUGCCUGAUUAAAGCAUUAAAGGUGAGAGGGCUGCAGCCUCAGUGCUGUGCCGUCUUCAGGCUGCAUCCAGGACCGAGGAGUAAAAAGUUAAGGAUGGACUGGAACACCGACUCCACCUCCCUUAUUGGGGAAGAGCUGCUGGUGGAGGUUUUAGACCAUGUUCCCUUGACGACGCAUAAUUUUGUACGGAAAACAUACCUGAAACUAGCGUUCUGUGACAUUUGCCAGAAAUUUCUUUUGAAUGGUUUCCGCUGCCAAACGUGCGGCUACAAAUUCCACGAGCAUUGUAGCACCAAAGUGCCCACGAUGUGUGUGGACUGGAGCAAUAUCAGACAACUCCUAUUGUGUCCAACACCUGGUGAUAGUGGCGCCCCGUCCCUGCCCCCGCUGACGUCCCGGCGAAUGAGGGAAUCCUUAACACGAUUUCCAAGCUCGGCCCAUCGAUAUUCCACCCCUCACGCCUUCAACUACACCACGCCCUACACACCCACAGGGGGCGGUCUCUCCCAGAGGCAGCGCUCCACUUCCACGCCCAACGUCCACAUGGUUAGCACCACCCUGCCUGUAGACAGCAGCAUGAUUGAGGAUGCAAUGCGUGAUAAUGACUCGGCGGGGAGUUCCCCCAGCCAGAGUCCUACAGGCUGGUCCCAGUCCAAAGCCCCUGCGCCUGCCCAGCGAGAGAGGGCCACGUCCUUCAACACUCAGGAGAAAAAUAAAAUUAGGCCGAGGGACAAGCGGGACUCUAGUUACUACUGGGAGAUCGAGGCCAGUGAGGUCUAUCUGAACUCCCGCAUCGGUUCUGGCUCCUUUGGAACUGUAUACAAAGGGAAAUGGCAUGGUGAUGUAGCAGUAAAGAUUUUAAAGGUGACUGAUCCCACACCAGAGCAGUUCCAGGCAUUCAGAAAUGAAGUGGCAGUACUGAGGAAAACACGACAUGUCAACAUCCUGUUGUUCAUGGGCUAUAUGACGAAGGACAACCUGGCCAUUGUGACCCAGUGGUGUGAGGGCAGCAGCCUCUACAAACAUAUUCACGUCCUGGAGACAAACUUCAAGAUAAUCCAGCUCAUAGACAUUGCCAGGCAGACAGCUCAGGGCAUGGACUAUCUCCAUGCGAAGAACAUCAUCCAUCGGGAUAUGAAGUCCAACAACAUCUUUUUGCAUGAAGGUCUAACAGUCAAAAUAGGGGACUUUGGGCUCGCUACCGUGAAGGCCAGAUGGAGCGGCUCGCAUCAGGUGGAGCAGCCUUCUGGAUCCAUUCUCUGGAUGGCUCCUGAGGUUAUCCGGAUGCAGGAUAACAACCCCUACAGCUUCCAGUCUGAUGUCUAUUCCUAUGGAAUUGUUCUCUUUGAACUCAUGACGGGAGAGCUCCCAUACUCCCAGACAGCAAACAGAGAUCAGAUUAUCUUCAUGGUGGGAAGAGGCUAUUUGUCCCCUGACCUCAGCAAGCUCUACAAGAACUGCCCCAAAGCCAUGAAAAGGUUGGUGGCCGACUGCAUCAAGAAAUCCAAGGAUGAGAGGCCGCUCUUCCCGCAGAUCCUGUCCUCCAUUGAGCUUCUCCAGCAUGCCCUCCCUAAGAUAAACCGCAGUGCCUCAGAACCGUCCCUGCACAGAGCCUCGCACACUGAGGAUAUCAAUGCCUGUACUCUGACCUCCACCAGACUGCCUGUUUUCUAGACGCUCAGACAGCACUGCCCCUCCUCCUCCUCCUCGAAAUAUUCGAAAUAGUCCAAAUGCUCAGUACGUCCAAAUUCUCUCUGCGUACAAUAUAAACCUGAAAAAAAAAUAUACAUGCAAUCAAUACAUAAACCUUUUGCUAAUCAGUAUGUGUAAGGAAACGAGGAGAGAGGGAAGUGCGGAGAGAAGUGUGAUUUACUAUGGAAGGGAGUGAGUGAUGAUGGAUUGCAGUGGGAUGCACACAUGAAGAGGUGGUGCCUUGCUUAUCGCUGCACGUAUUAAGAACUAUGCAGAGGCUCCACGGUGGUAAACAUUUUAAAUACAUGCACGCACACCUACCUAAGACGACGAUAAAUGGACACUGAAGGAAGCUCAAGAGGAAGACAGAUGCGUCUCUCUUGAUUCAGGUUCGGUGACGUGAAGCACAGCCCUUCUAUCUGCUCGCCGUGAUGAAGAGGACCUUUGAAGCUUACCUGCCUUAAGAGGAAAAUGAAGCCUGGACAGAGAUCCCGCACAAUUCACCUCUUAUCACAAACAAAAGCCGUUGGAUGUAGUCCAUUUAGUUGCACAGUAGUAGUUGAUUUUUCAUUGUCUUAAAUGAUGUUGGAGUAGAUAUGGGAAAUUGUUGUCGUUUUUUUUUUUUUUUUUUUUUUUGAUGUUGUUGUCUUUGACUUCUUUUAACUGUCUUUUAUUUUUUUUGGGUCAUUUUGGAGGAAUUGAUGCCGGUCAGACAGCGAGUGUGGGGGUGACGAUGGAAGAAUUGAAUUUGCACAUUUUAGCAAAAGCAAUGGUUAUGUUUCAGCAGUCGACAGAUCGAGUUUCACAGCUCUUGAGAAAACUGAUCUGUAGAUACACAAACACAUUCUUAUCAGUCUUCACUGUGGGUAGGUUGUCAUGAGCUGGACAUUUGGUGGUUGUCUUAAAUAUUUAAAAUGAUUUGGAAACUAAUUUGUACUUGUUUAUCAUGUCUCUUUCAGGAGGUUAAACGUUUUAUUGUGAACUUGGUGAGAAAGUUGUCUAUUCAAUAUUUUAAUAAAAAUUAAGUUAAAUUUC
Acanthopagrus latus (yellowfin seabream) is the source of this 4115-nucleotide messenger RNA. It is a transcript of the gene raf1a, whose product is annotated as Raf-1 proto-oncogene, serine/threonine kinase a. Gene Ontology annotation, biological process: signal transduction; protein phosphorylation. Lineage: Eukaryota; Metazoa; Chordata; Actinopteri; Spariformes; Sparidae. The record is from RefSeq and is a predicted model, not a curated record. Gene Ontology annotation, molecular function: protein kinase activity; ATP binding. Gene Ontology annotation, cellular component: plasma membrane; cytosol; mitochondrion. Bases 1092 to 3062 code for a protein of 656 amino acids. The transcript has 19 exons.